AUGCUAGAGCACACUGACACGCUACACCGAUACCCCACACCCACCACACACACCACUAAACAACCACCGAGACAACCAGCCCCACCCAAACACCAUGAAACACCUGGGACACCGCACCAUCCAGACACACAAGAUGCGAGACACAUGUCGCAAUGGGGGGGGGGGGGGGGAUGUUUGGGGUGUGUGUGGGGGGGGGCGGGGGGGGGGGGGGGGGGGGGGGGGGGGGGGGGGGGGGGGGGGGGGGGGGGGGGGGGGGGAUCACUAAUCAUCACGCACAUCAACCCAGCAGAGCAACUUGGCGGACUAAUCCCUGGUGCCCCCCCAGGCCCACUCAACACUUUGCAUAUAUCCCCCGUUAAUAGCGACUCACAAACCCCAUAA
Molecule: messenger RNA, 381 nt
Organism: Dicrocoelium dendriticum
Lineage: Eukaryota; Metazoa; Platyhelminthes; Trematoda; Plagiorchiida; Dicrocoeliidae
Source: the annotation of a GenBank genome assembly